GAAACAACAAACAACAAUGAAUUUAGAAUUACUACAGACAUUUGGACAAAGUUAUCCUGAGGAAUAUGAUGGAGCUUUGGAUUCAGUAAGUGUUGCACUAACAGCUUCAUUCAAUCGACGUGGAUCUCUUCUUGCUGUGGGAUGCAAUGAUGGACGUGUUGUAAUUUGGGACUUCCUCACCAGAGGGAUUGCCAAAAUUAUCAGUGCACAUGUUCACCCUGUUACAUCUGUUAGUUGGAGUCGUAAUGGAAAGAAACUCUUAAGUGGAUCAACAGACUGGAAUGUUUCAGUUUGGGAUAUUUUAACUGGCGAGUGUGAUCAAAAAUACAGAUUUCAGUCACCAAUAUCAAAAGUACAAUUCCAUCCCAGAAACAAUAAUGAAAUUUUAGUAUGCCCCACCAAACAAGGACCAGUGCUAGUUAACUUGCAGGGAAAUCACUUUGUCUUACCCACAGGGGGUGAGUCUGAACAUAACAUAGUGGCAUCAUUUGAUCGACGGGGAGAAUAUAUUUAUUCAGGAAAUGCCAAAGGCAAAGUGAUGGUCAUUGAUGCGAGAACAAGACAGAUUAUAACUUCAUUCAGAAUACAAACUGGUACAAGCGCCAACACAGCAAUCAAGGCAAUUGAGUUUGCUAGAAGAGGAAGUGCUUUCUUGAUUAACUGCCAAGAUAGGAUCAUAAGAGUUUUUGAUCAUCAAAUUGUCCUGGCCUGUAAGGACCAGGAAGGGGCAGAACCAGAACCAAUUCAGAAACUACAGGACCUGGUCAACAGAACAUUAUGGAAAAAGUGUUGUUUCUCUGGAGAUGGUGAAUUCAUUUGUGCAGGUUCUGCACGAACUCAUGCUCUGUACAUAUGGGAAAAGGGAGUAGGAAACCUUGUUAAGAUCCUCCAUGGAACUAAAGGAGAACUACUACUUGAUGUUGUGUGGCAUCCCAUUCGACCAAUAAUCUGUUCAAUAUCAAGUGGAGUUGUCUCCAUUUGGGCGCAGAACCACGUGGAAAAUUGGAGUGCAUUUGCUCCUGAUUUUAAAGAACUGGAUGAGAAUGUUGAAUAUGAAGAAAAAGAAAGUGAAUUUGAUAUUGAAGAUGAAGAUAAAGAAGAAGAAUUGCACUCAGAAAGUGAGGCCGGGGAGGAAGAAGAAGUAGAUGUUACCAGUGUUGAAAGAAUACCAGCUUUAUGUAGCAGUGAUGAGGAAAAUGAUGAAGAAUUGGACCAAUUGAUGUAUUUGCCGGUGGCUCCAGAGAUAGAUGAUCCUGAAGAACCACAGUGGGGAACAACAGAGGUUGAAGAUUACAGUCGAGAUCCAGAGCAGAAGCGGCGAGCUGCACACGACACUGGUGCUGAGGCACCCAAGAAAAAAGUUAAAGUCAUCGACAUAAAACAUGAAUCGGAACAAAUCGACUUAAAACGAACAGAUCCUCAAACUACAGACUCAGAGUUAACAGAGCAGAUUUUGGACAGCGCGAUACCUUUAAAGACCGAUGCAGAUGAUGAGGACGCCGAUUCAUCUCCGGACACUAUUGUGGAAACAAACGACGACCUUGAUGACAUCAGCGAAGCGAAUACCGAACCCGUCACGGAACAGACUUGAAUAGAUCGAUAUUCAGUCUAUGUAAAUAGAAUCCAAGAUCUAAUAUUAAAAGCAAAAACCUCUCAAGCCCAUCUUUUGAAAAACUUUUAUUUAGAUGUCGGAUAAUCUUUGUAAGAACAAGGAGCGGUAGACAUUUAGUGGGAGUAAGUAAAAUAAUCGUUUCCAAUUCGA
Messenger RNA from Exaiptasia diaphana, 1762 nucleotides. Its product is annotated as retinoblastoma-binding protein 5 homolog. The record is from RefSeq and is a predicted model, not a curated record. Gene Ontology annotation, molecular function: protein binding. Bases 17 to 1591 code for a protein of 524 amino acids. Lineage: Eukaryota; Metazoa; Cnidaria; Anthozoa; Actiniaria; Aiptasiidae. The transcript has 17 exons. Gene Ontology annotation, cellular component: Set1C/COMPASS complex.